Drosophila bipectinata is the source of this 1481-nucleotide messenger RNA. RefSeq names its product facilitated trehalose transporter Tret1-2 homolog. Gene Ontology annotation, biological process: transmembrane transport. The record is from RefSeq and is a predicted model, not a curated record. Lineage: Eukaryota; Metazoa; Arthropoda; Insecta; Diptera; Drosophilidae. Gene Ontology annotation, cellular component: membrane. Gene Ontology annotation, molecular function: transmembrane transporter activity.
ACUUUAUAGAAUCAUAAUGUACCGGAAAUAUGCGACAGAAGCCCAAGUAUGGCAGUCACUAUAAUCGUCAUGCCUUCUUAGAAUUAAAGUUCAAAACAACAAAAAAAUAAAUAAAAUAAAAUUGUUAAUUAUGGCGGGUUGGCGUCGUUGCCGUUGGCAAAUUAUAGCCACAUUGGAAAUGGGCUUGUUAAUGCUGUCACAUGGCAUAAUCCUUGGAUGGUUUUCCCUGAUGUAUGUCUUCCUUGCGUCUGAUGACACGCCUCUUGACGAAAAACUCACCGUCCAGCAUGGCUCUUGGAUCGGCAGCAUUCUCGGUAUGGGAGGCUUAACAACCAAUUUAAUAAUGGGAUACCCCCUUGAUUACUUUGGCCGAAAACCUGUGAUGUACUUUUUAGUUAUUCCACAUGCUACCCAUUGGAUUCUUAUUUACUUUGGGACUAAUGUAAUAUAUCUUUAUGUGGCUCGGUUCUUGGCGGGAGUAGCCGCAGGCGGUGGUGUGGUUGUGUUUCCCAUAUUUGUUGCUGAAAUUGCUGACACUAACAUCCGUGGGUCUUUAGGAUCCGCGAUCUUUCUCGCUAUAAGCGCUGGACUUCUUGUUGGAUAUAUUUGUGCUUCAUUUAUAGCGUACAAAGUGCUUCCCUGCGUAGCGUUAGUGCUACCCACAAUAUAUAUAAUAUCAAUUAUAUUUCUACCCGAAACGCCAAUAUUUCUGCUAAGGGCCGGCAAAACGGAGAAGGCUGAAAAGUCCUAUUACUUUUACAAAGGUUUGUCGGCCGAAGAUCCCGAGUCCAAGAAGGAGUUUAAAGAAUUUCUGGACGAACUUCUUGCCGAUAGCGCGGUCGAGAAAAUCACCACAAAAGACUUCUGCAACAGGGAAGCAUGGAAAGCAUUCGGCCUUGUCAUUGUCCUUUUGUUCACCCACCAGAUGUCUGGAAACUUUGCCAUAUUAACUUAUGCCACUACCAUUUUCGAGCAUCUUAACAGCAAAUUGGACUUGCAUCUCUGCACCAUUAUUCUCGGGGUGGCUCAACUACUGGGCAUGAUUAUCGCCCUAUUUCUGGUUGAUCGAAUGGGUCGACGCAUUCUCAUGCUAAGCUCCUUGGCCGGAAUGGUUUUGGGCGAGCUGAUCAUAGCUGGCUUAAAGUAUUUCGCCUCGAGUGAGUUUCUGAAGGAGCAGGGAUGGUUUGGACUGGCCACCAUGUGUUUUACAAGUUUUUUCUCUUCUAUUGGUGUGGCAUCUGUGACAGUUGUAAUUAUCGUUGAGAUACUGCCAAUCAAGCUUAUUUCGGUUUGCACAUCAAUAAGCAUAGCAAUACUCAAUAUCUUUAUAUUUAUUACUCUGAAGAUAUAUCCUGAGAUGAUAGCAGAAUAUGGCCUGGGCCCCACUAUGAUUAUGACAGCGGUUUCGUGCAUCUUCUCUGCCAUAAUACUGGGUUUAUUUUUACCAGAGACCAAAAAUAAACACUUGGCAUAAGAUGUAU